Molecule: messenger RNA, 1880 nt
Organism: Exaiptasia diaphana
Lineage: Eukaryota; Metazoa; Cnidaria; Anthozoa; Actiniaria; Aiptasiidae
Product: probable ATP-dependent RNA helicase DDX59
Exons: 7
Coding region: 66-1880 (604 amino acids)
Molecular function (GO): RNA binding; ATP binding; RNA helicase activity
Source: RefSeq, a predicted model, not a curated record
AAUUACCUAGUCCCCAGGCUUUUGCCUUUCUGCAAGAAAUAUCUGGCCUGGUUACACAGUUCAAAAUGGCGUCCUUCGUACCACGAACAGUCCAAAGAAAAAGUGUUGAAAAACCCUCGAAAAUUAGCCAUAAUGUGCAACAAAGAUUAACCAAAAGUAAUAGAAAAGGUAAAACUAUUUUAGUGGAUUUGAGAAAAACUCAGGACGUAUCGAAUUCGGCCGUAACUACAGAGAAMGCMAAUGAAAUUUUGGAAGACAAWCAACAAGAUGAAGAUAKUGAAGUUAUUUCCUUCAGUAAAAACCAACGCUGGCCUMAAGAGGAUGAGCCAGUGUGCGUUGUUUGUGGAAGAUACGGUGAAUAUAUUUGUAGUAAAACUGAUAAAGAUGUUUGCAGUCUUGAAUGUAAGGCAAGAAACUUAAAAAGUUGUGGGAUAAGYUUGGACGAUUCGACAAGCGCUACUUCGUCCGGUGCUGACUUUUCAGCUGACCAGCAAUUKACGGUAAAAAAAUGUAUAUAUACGGAGCAUCAUUCAAUUAAAUCUCUCACUGAACCUCAAGUYAUUGAACUUCGAAAUCGCUUAGAAAUUCAAGUCAAGGGUGAAAGCAUUGCUCGACCGAUUAUCGAAUUUGAGCAUUGUCAAUUUAGCGAAACUCUCAGUAAAAAUAUUCAUGCUAGUGGCUAUAUUUCUCCUACACCUAUACAAAUGCAACUAAUACCCGUUGCACUUUCUGGAAAAGACGUCGUUGCAUGUGCACAAACUGGGUCUGGAAAGACUGCAGCAUUUUUGCUGCCAUUGAUCUCUGGGAUACAUUACACCACAGGAACAUUGCCUGCCAAAAGCGAGUUUCUCAGGCAUCCAUUAGGAUUGAUAUUAGCGCCAACACGUGAGCUAUGCAUGCAAAUUGAAAAACAGGCUAAAGAACUAAUGCAGGGACUGACAAACAUGAGGACUGCCCUGGUUGUUGGUGGUCUGCCACUGCCUCCGCAAUUACACCGAUUGCAGAUGRGGGUUCAGAUCGUCAUAGCAACACCAGGAAGACUGCUUGAGAUACUUAAUUCUAAAGAUACAUUAGAUCUGUCUUACAUCAGGCAUUUUGUAAUUGAUGAGGUAGAUGGGAUGCUUCAGCUUGGCUUUGAACAACAGGUUCAAGAAAUCAUCGAGAAGUUAAGCAAUACUAGACAAACUAUCAUGGUGUCAGCUACUAUCCCCAGCGAUGUGGAAACUAUGGUCUUAAAACUGACCCAAAACCCAGUGUUUAUAUCAGUGGGCAACCCGAGCACCCCAACACAAGCUGUGAAACAGUUAGUGAUAUGGGUAGAGGAAAAAUCCAAGAAGAAACAUCUCUUUUCUAUUUUAAAUGAUAAAAGACAUUAUCAGCCACCAGUGGUUGUGUUUGUGGAUUCUAAAGUUGGAGCUGAUAUGCUGGCUGAAGCUAUACAUAAGGUUUGCGGUAUUCCUGCUGUAUCUAUGCACGGCGAUAAAGAACAAAAAGAACGCUUUGAAAUAUUACAGUCAUUCAUAGAGCGAAAGUAUCCAGUAAUUGUAUGCACUGGYGUCCUUGGCAGGGGUGUUGACUUAUUAAAUGUUAAGCAAGUCAUCAACUUUGACAUGCCAUCGACAAUAGAAGACUAUAUACAUCAAGUUGGCAGAGCAGGWAGAUUGGGAACAAGUGGUGUUGCUAUGACAUUCAUCAACAACAACAACAAGAGUUUGUUUUUGGACUUGGUAGAAACGCUAUCGCCAUUGGGCGUUUCUUUGCCCAGCGAGUUAACUAACUCUUCUUAUAUUAAGCAACUCAAGUAUCAAAGAAAGCAGGGGUUCAAGAGAAAAAGGGACGAAGUUGUUGAUCAAGGACCACCAGUCAUGACAGCUGGAUAA